AUGGGCCACCACAUGUCCAAGCUGCUCCACCGCCACGCCCAUAUCACGCCCGAGCAACUCGACAAGCUGAAGCAGCAGCUGCAACUCCAGCAAGAAUCCACCACAGCCAAGGAAAGCGAGCUCGAAGCCACCAAGGAAACCCAUGGCGAAGCCAAAGAAGAAGCCUCGCUCCUCCAGCAGAAGGUCGACCUCCUCGAGACCAAGCUCGCCGAUGUGCAGAAGGAGCGCGACGAGAGCAUAGGAGGCUUGCAGGCGUCUAUGAGACGCAACGGCGAGGCGGCGGAUGCGCAGCAGAAGGAUUUGGUCGAGAAGAAGAUGGCGGUUGAGAAGGAGUUGUCUGAGGUGAAGGCGCUGAAGGCUGCUAUGGAGGCUGGGUUGGCCGAGCAGUUGGCGCAGGUCAAGAAGCAGCUUGCGGAGACGGAGGGUAAAGAGGGCGAGUUGCAGACGACUAACAGUCAGCUGGAGGAGCAGUUGGUCAAUAUGAAGAAGGAGAUGGAGGUGAAGCUCGCCGCUUCUCAGCUGGAUCUUCAGGCUGCGCAGGAGAAACUUGCGGCGUUGCAGGGCGAGCAUGAGAAGGUCGUCACGGAGGGCAAGAGCAGUAGUGAGGCAACCGCGAAGUCGCUUCAGGAUUCUGUGACGAAGUAUGAGGCGCUGCAGCUUCUGCACGAUCAGUUUACCAAGGACUCCGAGACGAAAGCGCAAGCCGCUCAGAAGAAUCUUGAGGAUGCGCAGGCGAAGCUCGCCGCGCUGCAGGCGGAGCACGACGCGUCCACCAAGGACUCUACUGAGAAGUCGACCUUGCUCACAGCAUCCCACGAAGAACUCAAGACCUCCCACGACAAACUCACUUCCGACCUCGCCGCCGCGCAGAAGAGCGUCACCGACUCCGAAGAGCAGAUCCGCGUCCUCAACGAGUCCAGCGCAGCCGAGACCUCCAAGCAUACCGAGGAGACCACGAAGAUGCAGGCAGAGAUCGCCGCUGCGCAAGAGACUAUCUCAAAGUUCGAGACCGAUCAAGCCGCUGCUCUGGACGCCGCGAAGCAGGAGGCGGCGAAUCUGCAGGAGAAGGUUACGGCGCUGGAGGCUGAGAAGGAGGAGCUGCAGAAGAGGGUCGAUGAGGCGGCGGAGAAGGCUACGGCGAGUGAUGAGGCCAUCGAGGCUGCGAAUAAGGAGAAAUCCGACCUCGAGGACAAAGUCAAGGAACUCGAGGCCGCGAAGGAGGCCGCUGAUGCUACGGAAGCGGAUCUCAAUUCCAAGCUUGAGGAGGCGAAGGCGGCGGUUGAGAAGGCGGAGGGGGAAAGGGAUGCUGCUAAGGCUGGGUGA
Saxophila tyrrhenica is the source of this 1323-nucleotide messenger RNA. RefSeq lists its product as uncharacterized. Lineage: Eukaryota; Fungi; Ascomycota; Dothideomycetes; Mycosphaerellales; Extremaceae. The record is from RefSeq and is a predicted model, not a curated record. Bases 1 to 1323 code for a protein of 440 amino acids. The transcript is spliced from 2 exons.